AUGGCGAAAUGUGGCGGUCUGCACUUUAUGCCACGGCGACGGACGUACUACUGCGACUCGAUCGCAGUGCAGGGUCAGCCGUCAUUGGCGGAUCGCCUUCCCGCCGAGUGCGACUGGACCAGAAGGUUUUCCGUGGGGAACGCCGGGUGCCAUAUUCGUCGCGUGGGCGGCAUCGGCAGCGGCCAGGGAGGCGCCUCCUAUAGCUGCAGCCGCGGCGCGGCAGUUAAUAUGAUUAAGGCCGCCAGGGCGGCACGCGUGGGCGGUAGAUCCCCGAGGAAGUCGGCUCUGUACUACGAGCAGGCCGGCGGUGCGCGCAGCCAGCGUACGGUGGACGCGGCGGCGACGGACGCGAGCCGGCUGCUGGGAGCGCCCGCGUGGCGCCUGGGGCUGCUGGCGUCGGGCAAGGCGCUGGUCGCGGGCCCGCUGCUCAUCACCACGGCGGAGGGCGGCCGCAUCGACUGCGCGCGCGCCGCCGCAGGUCAGCUGGUGCCUCAGGACGUGGCGGGCAUCAGGGAGCUGCGAGCGGACUCUGCGCGCCUGGUGCUGCUCGUGGAGAAGGACGCCGUCUUCCAGAAGCUGCUGGACCAGGGCGUACAGCAGGCGCUGGGCCCCUGCAUCCUCCUCACGGGCAAGGGCUUCCCCGACGUGAACGCUCGCCUGUUUCUGCGCCGACUGUGGGACUCCCUGAGGCUCCCCGUGCUGGCCCUCGUGGAUGCCGACCCGUACGGCAUCGAGAUCAUGUGCGUCUACCGCUUCGGCUCUCUGGUGCAGACGUUGCUGACUGACGACCACAAAGCGGAAAUCGAGGCAGUAGCAGGCCUGUCUCGGGAAUACCUGGUUCGUGGGUACUUGCCCAACAAGAUCCGGUGUCGCGAUAUCGUCUGA
Messenger RNA from Schistocerca gregaria, 885 nucleotides. Its product is annotated as meiotic recombination protein SPO11-like. Gene Ontology annotation, cellular component: nuclear chromosome. The record is from RefSeq and is a predicted model, not a curated record. The coding region runs from base 1 to 885 and encodes 294 amino acids. Gene Ontology annotation, molecular function: DNA topoisomerase type II (double strand cut, ATP-hydrolyzing) activity; DNA binding. The transcript has 5 exons. Gene Ontology annotation, biological process: meiotic DNA double-strand break processing; reciprocal meiotic recombination; meiotic DNA double-strand break formation. NCBI's taxonomy places the organism in Eukaryota, Metazoa, Arthropoda, Insecta, Orthoptera, Acrididae.